UCGUUGUGUUUAAGCUUGCAACUUGUUUGUGUUUUUGUUAUUGUGAAGAUUAUGAAUGAGGAGAUGAGAUAAUUCGUGUCUGGCUAGCAGGUAAAACCUGUUUCAUGAGACACGCAAUGCGUCAUCUGAUGCCAAACUUCUCACUUGAUCUUGACGACACGAUUAUACAUUGAAUCAGUUGUAGUCGGGCACACGACUGAACAACAAGUUGCGUUUAAGGUGGUCCCUUAGAAAACUCUUUCACAAUGAACUUGUUUUGGGGAAUGAGGGGUUUUGGCCUUCAGCUAGUGUUGCUGUUUCGAACCAUUGCGGACGUGCAAAUGCAAUCGUUUUACGAUGUUCCUCCACCGACAUACAUUGAUCGUACUUCAAUGAAGGAUUGUGCAAAGCGAUUCUACUCAGAUGUUGGAGAUUACACCGGCUUCUACGGUGCAUUUGGUGGCUUUAGAGCUCUUCGCGGCGAGUUCCAGCAUAUGGUGGCGAUCGGCUGGACGCGUGCCAGUGGUAAAAUUGAUUACCUCUGCGGUGGCACCUUGAUCAGCAAACAGUUCGUAUUGACUGCGGCACACUGUGCCUGGGAUGGAGACAAUCUUCGUCCAGAUACGGUGCGACUAGGCGAUACGGAUCUGGGAAGUACCGAGGAUGACGAGUUUGCACAGCAAAUCGUGAUCGCUCGGCUGAUCGUACAUCCGAGCUACAGAGCAUCGCGCAAGUACUUCGACAUGGCACUGAUUGAGCUGGCAGAACAGGCCAACUUUACGGAAGCGGUUUGUUCGGCAUGUUUGUGGCAGGAGAAUCACCUACCGACGGGGUCGAUGGAUGCGGUCGGGUUUGGAGCAACCGGUUUCGGUGAAUCGCUAAGUCCGACGCUUCAGCGUGUUGUGCUAAAGCACCUGGAGCGGGAUGAAUGUGACAAUAGGAUUGCGGUGAACAAACGACAAAUGCCAGACGGCUUUCGGGCGGAUCAAUUCUGUGCGGCUGGCAGUGGUAUGGACACAUGCGAGGGUGAUUCCGGAGGUCCGAUCGGUGUAAAGCUGUUUAAUGUCGGUGGUGCGUUGAUACCGCUGGUAACCGGUGUAGUUUCGUUCGGAACUCCCUGUACAGCCGGAUCGACCGGGGUGUACAGUAAAGUGAGCGAGUAUGUCGAGUGGAUCCAGCGAACGACAAAUCUGUCUCUGGGUUAUAGAGAUUGUACCUUGGAAUCGUUCUGCGUCGGAAGGCCCAAAGAAACUAUAAACGUAGCAUAUAAUACCUUCUACACCAAGAGUCGCUUCGGUCUUUUAUGGAAGGAAUCGGACAGUUCCUCGAACGACUGCGGAGCGACACUGAUCGACUAUCAAUAUCUUCUAACGGCGGCUUCCUGUGUCAAGUCGAGCAAAGGUUAUCCAAAGUUUGUUAUUUCCGAAAGUGGUGAGCGUGCAGCUAUCUCGGAUGUAUACGUAUCACCUAGUUAUAGAGCAGGUCGACCGGAAAGUGACUUAGCACUGCUGAAGAUUGCUAAGUACGCGAAUCACCAAGUAUAUCGACCCGUCUGUUUAUGGGAUCGUCGGAGCGAUGGAGAAUGGAAGUCCAAGCCGGAGUUUUUCGCAUACGGACUGGAAGACCAGUUUGAUAAGUUUGUGUUCGUUACUGCUCGCAACGGUACGGGGUGUGAUGAGGAACUGGUACGUGGAACCGAUCUGCAAUGUUUCCACAACGAGGUACCCCUAAUGCCGGGAGUGUGUUGGAUGGAUCACGGUGGACCAAUUAUUGACCAAUCUGUUUGGGGAGAACCAGUGAAUAUGUACGGCAUUGUGUCGCCGUUAAGUAGAAGCUGUGGAUCAAAUCUGUUUAUGGUCGAUGUAACACCUCACAUUCCAUGGAUAGAAGCGAUCGUGGUUGGCAAACGGGACCAAUUCCUUGUAUUUUCAGACUGAAUAUUUUACUCAAAUCUACGCAAUAGAAAGCACGUAUGGAAUCAUCAUCUCGUGCAUAUGUUAACUUUUCACUUUCAUCAUUUUCAUCCUCUUAAGCUAUCAACAAGAAAUAAAAGUCCAAUUUUUCUUCUGUUUUAAAGUUUCCAACCUACUUCAAAGCGGAUGAGUGUUCGUUGAUGCCAGAUAAAUUGAUUCUAUCACACACUUCCCAUUACUCUUCCCUCCAGCCCCCUUGCGACGGGAUAAAAGGAUAACGUAUUUCGUUCGAUUUGAAUUUUGAAAAUAUGUGAUUUUUAUUCCUCACACCCCUACCAGAUCUAUCUGUCCCUGAAACGCACACACCUCAACAACAUUUUCCACUUUGCACGGGUGUCACUCUCUGUACACGUCGAAAUGCUUUUCCGAAGAAAAGAACUCUGUUGUAAAGUUAGGGUGGGAAAAUUUAUUGAGUGCCGAAACCGACAUUAUCAUUUUUUGAAUCCCAAACCCAGUUUUGAUACGCCGGGGCAGUAUGUUCCAAUUUUCGCCGGGGUAUACAGCCAUAGCGAAGAAGUCUGUCUUGUUUUUGAAGUGGAGUCUUCGCUUUGGCCAGUAGACAAAUCUUUCCUAUAAAAUUCACUUAGAAUACACUCAUACGGCCACAUUUCAGUCCAAAAUUCCCGUGAGACGGUUACGCGGGACAUGGUCGAGUUUUCACAUACGAGUACGACCGAGUGGAUAGAGUUAUGUUAUGGCAUAAAAUUUAAUAUGGUUACAAAUUCGGUUGCAUAUUCAUCCUUAUUCAUAACCAUUUUUCGUGUGGCCAACAGCCCAACCAGACCAGUUGAAUCGCAUGGUGGAUGCCAGCUUGUAAGGAUAACGUUACCGUGUGCCUUGUCUGCCCUUGGCUCAAAUCUGAAUAAUGGAAUAUCGAAAACUAUAUAAAUCAAACAUCAAACAAUGUAAUUGAUUCUUGCAUAGGACUACCUAUUGGGUUCGAUGUGGAGUCGAUGGAAUGGAAUAAAAUAAAAAAUAAAGUAAGGGAAUGGUUUCAUACCGUCAGAUACAUUUUUUGAGCCAAAUUUACCCUUCAGUAAGGUUUCACAUUAACAUCACCACAACUGUUAACUUUAAAACAACAAAAACUAAAGCCAAACUUUAACAUCCAUCAA
Molecule: messenger RNA, 3067 nt
Organism: Anopheles coluzzii
Lineage: Eukaryota; Metazoa; Arthropoda; Insecta; Diptera; Culicidae
Exons: 6
Coding region: 246-1916 (556 amino acids)
Biological process (GO): proteolysis
Molecular function (GO): serine-type endopeptidase activity
Source: RefSeq, a predicted model, not a curated record